GAGACAAUUGAUUUAACCAGGUUCUUCAGAUCGUCAAGUACUUUAAGCGGAUCAGCUGAUUGAGCUUCGUGGCGCCAUCCCUCCGUUGGGGUCAUACUAUUUCCUCUGUAAUUAUCCGCACGAAAUUCUCAACAUGACUGCGCACAUGGCCUCCCAGGUUAUGCAAUGAUCCUAAGUGUCGAACGCUCUCGACAAAUUGUUGAAUAUAACCGUAAACAAUGUCAUUGCGAUCAACACAGUCCGUAAGUGAAGUUCCAAAAGGGGCUAUUCUGGUUAACGAGAAUGAUGCUCUCAUACACCAGUGGACGAUAAUCAGAUCAUGGCCCAAACUAACAGAAGCAUGGCCUUUUCGGCUUGGAAUACCGUUGCUUGGAGCCGCUGGAACGAUUGGCGGUCUGGCCAUCAAUGGACACUUCAGACGACAAUUGAAAUUACAUACAUAUGGAAAGCUGUCGACCAGCUUGACCAUGGGACUGACACCUGCAAUCAUCAUCAGUGCUUCUCAUGCUAUGUUUGUCACCCAUGAUAUAUUCCUCAACAAAACACAAUGUCUUCUGUGUCUGCAGCAGAAAGCCAUAUUUCUUGAAGUUGCAUUUGGAUUCACUUAUCCUUUGGUACUCUCACCACUCGCCAAUUUCCUGCACUCAACUAGACAUGGAACAUAUAGAUUGCCCCACUGGGGUGACUACAAAGGAACCAUAAAACUUUGGUGGAAAUUCGUCAAGUCUGCGAAAGAAAAAUUCCUAGUCGUAAUCUUAUUCCAAGCAUUGGCAGCUGCAUUCAUUACCUAUAAGGAGAAGGAGUCUCUCCUCAACAUCCAGCUGAAAAUGUUGUCUGCAGAGGCAGAGGUUCUUGAAUCGAGAGCCAAGAAAAAACAGAAACAAUCCUCAGUACCAGAGGAACCCAAUUGACCCACGAGACUGUACAUCCUAAUCCGCAUUUCAUUUCGUUAAUAAAUCGUUUUCUAGUUGUUUUAAAAUAAUAAUUCCUCAAUUUUCAGUAUGAAAAUUUUCCUUUAUUUAUACUCACUGUGAUACACGGUGCUAUUAUUGAUAUAUUUGAUAUAUUUAUGUUAUUCUCGGGAAAAAUUACAAAUUUUUCCUGUGAAACAUUUAUUUCCAUUAUUUAGCUAGAGAUGAAAUAGCAAUGUUUGAGUCUCGAUUAUUAACCGAAGAAAUUAUAACCCAAGCAUCAGACACUA
This is a messenger RNA of Diachasma alloeum, 1201 nucleotides long. RefSeq lists its product as uncharacterized. The transcript is spliced from 4 exons. Gene Ontology annotation, cellular component: mitochondrion. The record is from RefSeq and is a predicted model, not a curated record. The coding region runs from base 219 to 911 and encodes 230 amino acids. NCBI's taxonomy places the organism in Eukaryota, Metazoa, Arthropoda, Insecta, Hymenoptera, Braconidae. Gene Ontology annotation, biological process: mitochondrial respiratory chain complex I assembly.